Messenger RNA from Tyto alba (common barn owl), 3573 nucleotides. It is a transcript of the gene NFKB2, whose product is annotated as nuclear factor kappa B subunit 2. The record is from RefSeq and is a predicted model, not a curated record. Gene Ontology annotation, cellular component: cytoplasm. Gene Ontology annotation, molecular function: protein binding; DNA-binding transcription factor activity, RNA polymerase II-specific; RNA polymerase II cis-regulatory region sequence-specific DNA binding. Gene Ontology annotation, biological process: cellular response to stress; response to cytokine; inflammatory response. The transcript has 24 exons. Bases 218 to 3091 code for a protein of 957 amino acids. Lineage: Eukaryota; Metazoa; Chordata; Aves; Strigiformes; Tytonidae.
GGAGCCGGGACGGGACUUUCCCGGAGCCGCGACCGGGGGGCGGCGGCGGCGGCGGGGCCGGGGCUGAAGCGAGAAGAAAUGCGGAGCAAGAGAAUGUGCCUGGAGGCUCUGCUCUGAUUCUGCCUCUUUGUUAGAAGUCUCCAGUCAUUUCCUGUGGUCAGUCAGACCUUGACCCCAGCGGGACCCCCAUCAGUGGUAGCCAGCAGUCCCAGCAGCAAUGCUGGGCCUGGACGGGUUGCUGAGACCAGCCUCUUCCUCCCCGGGACUUUCCGGAGCGGCGGUGCCUUCCUGCCGCCGCCGGUCCCCGCUCACCCCCGCGCUCUCCCCGCAGGCCGGCGGCCGGCCCCGCGCAGACAUGGACGAGCAGUUCCAGCCCUGCCUGGAUGGGAUUGACUACGAUGACUUCAAUUUCGGCUCCCACAUGGUGGAGCAGAAGGAGCCCGUGAUGCAGACAGUGGAAGGUCCCUACCUUGUAAUCAUUGAGCAGCCGAAGCAGCGGGGGUUCCGGUUUCGGUAUGGCUGCGAGGGCCCUUCACAUGGGGGGCUGCCAGGAGCAUCCAGUGAGAAGGGGCGCAAGACCUAUCCCACUGUCAAGAUCUGCAACUACACAGGGAUGGCCCGGAUUGAGGUGGACCUGGUGACGCACAGCGACCCUCCCCGCGUGCAUGCCCACAGCCUGGUGGGCAAGCAGUGCAACGAGGCCGGCAACUGCGUCGCGAUCGUGGGACCCAAGGACAUGACAGCUCAGUUCAGCAACCUGGGUGUGCUCCACGUCACCAAGAAGAAUAUGAUGGAGAUCAUGAAGGAAAAGCUGAAGCAGCAGAAGAUGCGCAACAGGAGCCACCUGCUAACGGAAGCGGAGCUGCGUGAGAUCGAGCUGGAGGCGAAGGAGCUGAAGAAGGUGAUGGACCUGAGCAUUGUGCGGUUGCGCUUCACUGCCUACCUCCGUGACAGCAGCGGGAACUUCACACUGGCCCUCCAGCCCGUCAUCUCGGACCCCAUCCAUGAUAGCAAGUCCCCAGGAGCUUCCAACCUGAAGAUCUCACGUAUGGAUAAGACAGCAGGUUCUGUGCGGGGAGGGGACGAGGUCUACUUGCUGUGUGAUAAAGUUCAGAAAGAUGACAUCGAGGUGCGUUUCUACGAGGAUGAUGAGAACGGCUGGCAGGCCUUUGGGGACUUCUCCCCCACUGACGUGCACAAGCAGUACGCCAUCGUCUUCCGCACACCCCCAUACCACAAGCCCAAGAUCGACCGUCCCGUCACCGUCUUCCUGCAGCUGAAGCGGAAGCGGGGGGGCGACGUGAGCGACUCCAAGCAGUUCACCUACUACCCCGUGGUGGAAGAUAAGGAAGAAGUGGAGAGGAAGCGCAAGAAAGUCCUGCCUCAGUUUCCCCAGCACUUUGGCGGGGGUUCACACAUGGGGGGCGCUGGCGGGGGGGCCGGGGGCUUCGGCUCUGGAGGAGGCGGGAACCUCAGCUUCCCCUACUCCCCUGGGCUGGCCUACAACAGCAUCUACUCGCCCGGCCCUCACCCCGUGGGGGGCUACCAGGGAGGUGUGCAGAUGAAGGGCCCCGAGGCAGGAGGGCCUGGGAGUGACAGACAGGCGCCUGCGGAGAGCACGUACUGCAAGGAGCUGCAGAAGCACGCCCAGCUCUGCCAGCUGUGGAUGCUGGCGGUGGCCCAUCGCAAUGCCCAUGCCCUGCUCGACUACUCAGUCACUGCUGACCCCCGCAUGCUGCUGGCAGUCCAGAGGCACCUGGCCGCAUCACAGGACGAGAAUGGAGACACACCUUUGCACCUUGCUAUUAUCCAUGAGCAGACGGCUGUGAUCAAGCAGCUGAUCGAAAUCAUUGUUAGCAUCCCCAGCCAGCAGAUCGUCAACAUCUCCAACAACCUGCAGCAGACACCACUGCAUCUGGCAGUCAUCACCAAGCAGCCCCAGGUGGUCCAGCUCCUGCUGCAAGCUCGGGCCGACCCCACCUUGCUGGACCGCUAUGGCAAUUCUCUGCUGCACCUGGCGCUCCAGGCUGGCGAUGAAGAGAUGCUGAGGACACUGCUAGCUCACCUGGGCUCGGCUGCCCCUUACCUGCUCCGCCUGCCCAAUUUCCAUGGCCUCCUGCCUGUGCACUUGGCCGUGAAGGCAAAGAGUUUGGCUUGCCUGGACCUGCUGGUCAGGAAGGGAGCAGAUGUGAAUGCAGUGGAGAGGCAGGGCGGGAGGACCCCACUGCAUCUGGCAGUGGAGAUGGAGAACCUGAACAUGGCCACCCACCUGGUGAAGAAGCUGGGAGCAGAUGUCAACAGCCGGACUUUCGCCGGGAAUACCCCACUGCACCUGGCUGCUGGUCUGGGCUCCCCAACCCUCACCAAACUGCUCCUCAAAGCUGGGGCGGACGUGCUGUGCGAGAACGAUGAGCCUGUGAGCCCAUCCUCAUCGGAGGCCAGCAGCGACACAGAUGCCGACCCCGAGGAGCAGGAGCUGGCCAUGGAGCUGGGGGAGCCAGCGCCGGCCAUGGAGUGCAGCACCAACCCCCAGCCACCCACGGAGGGGCACGGGCAGGCAGGGCACAGGCAGCGCCACUGCCACACGCCCCUGGACCUGACUCGGAGCCAGAAGGUGAGGGAGAUCCUGCUGCAGGCCUCCCAGCAGGGCCCUGAGGCAGAGCUGCCCGCUGCCCCCCGGCCAGGAAAGGUCCUGUCGCUGGACAGUGAGGCGCUGCAGGGGCUGGAGCAGCUGCUGAACCAGGACUGCAGCGGGUCCGACUGGAUCGAGCUGGCCAAGCGUCUGGGGCUCUGCAGCCUGGUGGAGACCUACAAGGACACCCCCUCGCCCAGCGUCAGCCUCCUGCGCAGUUACGAGCUGGCAGGGGGCAGCCUGGGGGGGCUGCUGGAGGCACUGGACUCCAUGGGGCUCCACAAGGCUGUGAGGGUGCUCCACAAAACUGAGGCGCUGGAGAAGCUGCAAAGCACAGAGCUGAAGGAAGACAGUGCCUAUGGCAGCGAGUCAGUGGAGGAGGAGCAGGGGCCCGCGCUGGCCCUGAAGCCGGGGCCGGGGGGCGAGUUGCCCCACAGCCAGCAGCCGCAGGUGCACUGAGGGGUCAGCAGCCCCCACAGCCGCCCGGGGGGGCCUCACUGCCCCAUACCUUGCCCUGCCCACACAAGUGCCUUCUGGACUUGGGGUCCGGCUGCCUGGACUCAGGGGAAUGGGAUGCAGCCAGCUCCUGCCCCCUCUCUGCUCUUAUUUAAUGGUCCCUCUUCUGAAUAAAGGGACAAUUUCCAUCACCCUUUGCCCUCCCUCUCUCCAGCCCCAGCCCUGAGCCGGUGGGCACUAACUCCCCUGAGCCCUGCCGGGGGCUGGGAGUCCAGCAGCAAGGAGGCAGCUGCCGGCCCCUCCUCAGCAUCCCUCCCUGCCAGGGCUGUCCCCAACUGUAGGGGAGAAACCACAGUGCACACAAGAAGUGAAGAGCGAGUUUUACUUCAGUAACUGAGAGAAGCUGUACAAAGGUUUUUCUCCCCACCGAGCCACCUGGGGCAAGGGUGGAUAUACUUUUUUUUUUUUUUUUUUUUUUUUUUUUU